Messenger RNA from Schistosoma haematobium, 1078 nucleotides. RefSeq lists its product as uncharacterized. The transcript is spliced from 3 exons. The coding region runs from base 208 to 627 and encodes 139 amino acids. The record is from RefSeq and is a predicted model, not a curated record. Lineage: Eukaryota; Metazoa; Platyhelminthes; Trematoda; Strigeidida; Schistosomatidae.
GUUGCAUGAUUAUAUGAACGAGAGAACUUCUGUCGACACAGACCCCACACACACACACACACAAACAAAACUGUGUCAAAUUGCUAAAUAAUUGUUAAACAUUGAUUAUUAUUAUUUUACUGAAUGCAUGAACAGUAAUGAUCAAAAGCAUCAUUAAUUAUUGAAACUCCUAUAUGAUCCAAUAUAUGUCAUAGUGACAAAUUGAACAUGCAAAAGAACAAAAAAAUAAUAAUCACUAGUGAAAUCAAUGUAAUAAUUGUAUUUCUUUUACAGUUUAUAUCAGAUGUUUCUGCUAUCAAAUGUCGUGUUUGUUUACCAUGUGAAGACAAAUACAAAAAAUUAUUCCAAAUUACAAAAGACGAAAUUUUAGAUAACUGUGGAGUUUGUAUUACAGCUUACUCAACUUUCCAAGGUUAUCAAAUGGAGGGUCGAGGUUGUUUACUUAAAUGCCCACCUAGAGAUGUCAUCAAUGAGCUUACUCCAGGACUUGUUAACAAGUAUAACUGUUGUUAUUAUGAUUUAUGCAAUAGAACAAACAAAUUAUUUGUACAGUACAAAUUAAUUAUUCUCAUUUCAUGUUUACUCAAUUCAUUAUUUAUUGCUGUGAGUAGAUUUAGUGUUUGUUAAAUGUAAAUACAUGUCAGCAUUUCACCAAGACAUAUUCUUAUCAUAUAUUUACGAGUGUUGUUUAAUGCCAUUACCAAAUUUCUGUGACUUAACCCGGUUAAAUAUCACGUGAUUUAUUCGUCAACCAGAGUAUGAUUUAUAAAAUCUUAGCACUGUGCAAAACCAAUGAUGUGUCGACCGGUGUGAGCAGUCUAGCGUCUUUAUUGGUCCUUUCCCUACCUAACCCUGCCAGUUGAGUUCAGAAUACCAAUAUUAGCUUCCACUGUGUGAAUCAUUCAUUUCAAUCAUACCCGGUUUAUAUACACGCCAAACGGACCGCAUCACACCAUAAAAUAGGAAAUGACAUUAAUACACGAUGAAGCCAAAAGGAGGUGUGGUUGUGGAAGACAGUAAUUAGCAAACUGAGUAUAAUUUAAGACUAAUAAAUCGUAUCAUAAUAGUCUAUAGGUCA